Hemicordylus capensis (graceful crag lizard) is the source of this 1985-nucleotide messenger RNA. It is a transcript of the gene GMPPB, whose product is annotated as GDP-mannose pyrophosphorylase B. Gene Ontology annotation, biological process: GDP-mannose biosynthetic process; cell wall mannoprotein biosynthetic process. The transcript has 10 exons. The record is from RefSeq and is a predicted model, not a curated record. NCBI's taxonomy places the organism in Eukaryota, Metazoa, Chordata, Lepidosauria, Squamata, Cordylidae. Gene Ontology annotation, cellular component: cytoplasm. Gene Ontology annotation, molecular function: GTP binding; mannose-1-phosphate guanylyltransferase (GTP) activity. The coding region runs from base 59 to 1378 and encodes 439 amino acids.
CUUAUGAUCUAAUUGGCCAGUGGUUCCGACUACUAUCGGUCGACAUUGGCUGACUAGGAUGUUAGGACACGUCAGAUGUACUGAUUGGUCGAGUCGUUCGAACGGGAACUUGACGGGGAUGUCGUGGAGCCUCGUUCCUUCUACCCCGGGAGGGGAGGAGCCUCUGGGCUGGGCUGGGCCGGGAGCGGCAGGUGAAGAAGCUGUCUGUGGGAGAGUGGCUGGCUGCGCUGGCAUUCGCGAGACGGUGCUUGGCCCCGAGGCGGAGGUGGCGACGAAGGCGGCCCUAGAGGCAAGGAUGAAGGCGUUGAUCCUGGUGGGCGGCUAUGGCACACGGCUGCGGCCGCUGACCCUCAGCAUCCCCAAGCCGCUGGUGGAAUUCUGUAACAAGCCCAUCUUGCUGCACCAGGUGGAGGCCUUGGUGAAGGCAGGUGUAAACCAUGUGAUCCUUGCUGUCAGCUAUAUGUCAGAAUUGCUGGAGAAGGAAAUGAAGGAACAAGAACAACGGUUGGGAAUUCGCAUUUCUCUGUCGCAUGAGAAGGAACCAUUGGGUACAGCUGGCCCUCUGGCACUAGCCCGGGAUCUAUUGACUGAGAAUUCAGAACCUUUCUUCGUGCUCAACAGCGAUGUGAUCUGUGACUUCCCUUUCACAGACAUGAUGCGCUUCCAUGGGCAUCAUGGAAAAGAGGGCACUAUUGUGGUGACAAAAGUAGAAGAGCCCUCUAAAUAUGGUGUAGUGGUGUGUGAGGCAGAUACUGGGCGCAUACACCGCUUUGUGGAGAAACCCCAGGUUUUUGUAUCUAACAGGAUCAAUGCCGGCAUGUACAUCUUAAACCCAAGUGUGCUUGAGAGGAUCCAGCUGCGGCCUACCUCUAUUGAGAAGGAGAUCUUCCCAGUGAUGGCAGAACAAGGACAACUCUAUGCCAUGGAACUACAGGGAUUUUGGAUGGACAUUGGACAACCCAAAGACUUUCUGACUGGCAUGUGCAUGUAUCUGCAAUCUCUGCGGCUGAAGCAGCCUGAGAGGCUGCACUCAGGACCAGGUUUUGUGGGGAACGUAUUGGUGGAUCCAACUGCCAAGAUUGGCUCCAACUGCAGUAUUGGUCCCAAUGUCACUAUUGGGGCAGGUGUUGUGGUAGAGGAUGGGGUUCGGAUCAAGCGUUGCACAGUCCUGAAAGGGUCGCGUAUCCGUUCUUAUUCCUGGCUUGAGUCCUGCAUUGUUGGCUGGAGCUCCUCUGUAGGCCAGUGGGUCCGGAUGGAGAAUGUGACAGUGCUGGGUGAGGAUGUCAUUGUGAAUGAUGAACUCUACCUCAAUGGUGCCAAUGUGCUGCCUCACAAGUCUAUUGCUGAGUCAGUACCAGAGCCACGCAUCAUCAUGUAGCAAUUACUGCCACUGAGUGCUGGACCAGCUCAGAGGGCCCUGCCUGUUUUGUCCUUUGCUGUGCCUUGGCAGCAGGAGCUCGCUCUUGAAUUUCCAACUGAGCUGUUCUCUGAAUUAAAGUACUCACUUUGCCUCUGCUGCUGAACUCUUAACCCUUUGCUGGGGUCCUGCACAGAAGUUUGGCAGGACAAGGGUAUGCAUAAGUUGGCUGGAACACCUUCAGAAUCACUACGUGGGAACGGGCCAGUGCCUAGUUUUGAAAGUGGCCCUAAAGACAGAGGGAAAACUGCCUGCCUGUGCUACAAGUAGUGGGGUAUUGCACUGACUCCACUGUUGUAAGAGAACUUGCCCACGGUAAGGCUGGGGAGAAGAAGGAACAGAAGGUUGGAUGGCUCUUUCAGGCUGGCUUUUGUUGCCCAUGUAGCACUCCGGGAAAUCAAAAUGCAGUCCUCUUCUGUGGAACUCUGCUGCCUUACAGAGAAUGACCCUUCCCUCCAUAUGGCCAAUGAUCACCAACUGUACUACUCAAAACUCUAGACAGGGCUCUAUCAAUUAACACACACACAAAAAAAUUAUAUUGUAAUAAUGAACAAUGAGAGCUGCUGUA